Messenger RNA from Brassica rapa (field mustard), 360 nucleotides. RefSeq lists its product as uncharacterized. Gene Ontology annotation, molecular function: nucleic acid binding; RNA-DNA hybrid ribonuclease activity. NCBI's taxonomy places the organism in Eukaryota, Viridiplantae, Streptophyta, Magnoliopsida, Brassicales, Brassicaceae. The record is from RefSeq and is a predicted model, not a curated record.
AUGGGGGCAAUGAAUCUUCGACGAAGCUUAUCACCUCUACGUGCAAAAUGUGAAGCUUUGAUUUGGGCUAUGCAGUGCAUGAAGACUCUGCAGUUUUCAGAUGUAGUGUUCGAGAUAGAUUUUUCUCAACUGGUGAAGAUGGUGUCCUCACUUGAGGAUUGGCCAGCGUUUGCUACACACAUGGAAGAAUUUAACCGCAGUAAGACUUUCUUCCCUAGUUUCAAGAUCAGACAUAUUACAAGGACACAAAACACAAUGGCGGACAAGCUUGCACGUGGUGCAAGGAGUUCUCCUUCAGCUAUGUUAUAUGUUGAUUCAAUACCACCGGUUUGGCUACAUGAACCGGUGGAUUCCUCGUAG